UUAUGUUCUUCGUCGGUCGACCAAAAUGCAGAGCAGCUCGGAGCGUACGCCAUGUACCUCUGGCAGUACGGAAUGAACCGAAAUCACGUCGGUAAUACCUACUUGACGAUCUGUGGGAAGCUCUGUGCUGUAAGAUGGUUCCAUCGCAACACAGUCGGCUAUGAUCCGGGCGUUAGCGCCAGUCACGCAAUCCUAUUGCGAGGAAUUCGUAGAUUCACUGAUCCAGUUGUGAAGCAGCAGCCCCUAUCGGCGAGGAUGCUUCGUGUUAUCUUCUGCGAGAUCAAUCUCACGCAGCCCCGCGAUCAACUGUUGUGGGGUGGGCUGCUUCUGGGGUAUUUCUUCUUACUCAGGCGCUCUGAGUAUUUUUUCAUCGGAAGAAAAGUCCGCUCGUAUGUCUUGCAGCUGUCAGCACUUCAGUUUUAUAGCCGCAAUGAAGAAGUCGUGAGCCCCAAGAAAGCGGUGGUGGUGGGCAUCACUCUCAGAGGGGCCCAAAACAAUGAAUUUGGUCGCGAAGAAGUGCGAUAUCAUUACAAAACGAAGGCCAAACUUAUUUGUCCAGUUCGAGCAGCCCGUUGGAUUGUCAAAGCAGCGAAGACCCUGGGAACCCGAGCUGAGGACUCAGCACUGGCAACGCGACACGGAGGAAUAACCGCCGGGGAUGUGUCGUCGGUGGUAAAGAGAGCAGCAUCGAGAAUGGGCCUCGAUCCAGCGAGAUUUUCGACUCAUUCUGUUCGCAUAGGGGGCGCUGACUAUCGAACGCAUUCGAAGACUACCCGGUGCUGUCAGCAAAAGGAACUGCUGGCCUCUCUCAGCAGAUGUGCUGACCUGGUAUAA
Phytophthora sojae is the source of this 834-nucleotide messenger RNA. RefSeq lists its product as hypothetical. The transcript has a single exon. The record is from RefSeq and is a predicted model, not a curated record. NCBI's taxonomy places the organism in Eukaryota, Oomycota, Peronosporomycetes, Peronosporales, Peronosporaceae. The annotation marks the transcript as partial. Gene Ontology annotation, molecular function: DNA binding. Gene Ontology annotation, biological process: DNA recombination; DNA integration.